AUGUCGCAAGGAAGGAGUAAUAUUCCGAUGGAAUCGUGCGAAACAGUUAAAUCGGGCAUUAUUGCUCUUUCGACAAGACUAAUUCAAGAAACUAUUGAAAAAGCACUUAAGUCACAACAAGCUAUAUAUUGGCUCACAAAUGAUACAGCUUUAAUACGCUUUGUUAAUAAAGCAUUACGUGAACAAGAUAUAUACAUAUUAUUUGUAUUACGUUUUCUUCUUGUUGAUAUUCAUAAUAAAUUAAUUCAAUAUCAAGCAGAUUCAUUAAAUACAUUUCAUAUACAACCCAUGAUGAAAUCUCAAAUAGAAAGUAUUUUAGCUUAUUCAAGUCAAUUAUUGGUUUUUAGUGGAUUUUUAUUUGCAUCAACAAAUAAGCCUCGAAUAAUAUCUAAUAUGAACAAUAAUGAUCAAUUUGAAACAGUUUUGAUUGAUUUUAAAGAAAAAUAUCGUUCUGAUGUAGCACCUUUUGCUUUUCUUCGCGAUAUCAAUUCUAAUAUUAAUAAGCAAAUGAAUCAGGAUCAAGAAGUUAUUUUUAUGUGUGGUUUAAUAUUUCAAGUUGGUUCAUCAUUAUUUAAAAAUUGUAUAUGGACACUUGAACUAUCAUUAAGCAGUGAUGGUGAUGUGCAGUUAUUAUUGACAAUGACACAACAAUUGAAACGAAGUCAUAAUUUAUGUACUAUUAGUGAUUUACUUAUUCAUUGUAAAAAAAAAACAGAUAAGGCAAUUAUUUAUUAUCAGUGUCUUCUCAAUAAAUUGCUUGAAAAGCAUGUCUUAAUGUCACAAAUAAAUAAAGAGUUAGUCAAAAUAAUGCCUGCAGUAAAUUCAGAUAAAUAA
Molecule: messenger RNA, 834 nt
Organism: Rotaria sp. Silwood1
Lineage: Eukaryota; Metazoa; Rotifera; Eurotatoria; Philodinida; Philodinidae
Source: the annotation of a GenBank genome assembly